Lepus europaeus (European hare) is the source of this 2061-nucleotide messenger RNA. It is a transcript of the gene TEX55, whose product is annotated as testis expressed 55. Lineage: Eukaryota; Metazoa; Chordata; Mammalia; Lagomorpha; Leporidae. The transcript is spliced from 5 exons. The record is from RefSeq and is a predicted model, not a curated record. Gene Ontology annotation, cellular component: nucleus. The coding region runs from base 1 to 2061 and encodes 686 amino acids.
AUGGAUGAGUCCCCAGAACCAGCUCUAGUCGAACCCCUGGGACAUGGAAACACAACCACACCGCCAACCGUUGACCCUACUGAUGACCAAGAAGAAGACGACGAGACAAACCAGGUCAACGGUGAGGCAGAAUACCCAACUGAUCACAGAGAAUAUGACCUGGUUGACCAAAGAUCUUCUGAACAGAUUUAUGAGGAAAAGGUACCCAACCAAACUGAAAGCGAAGAGUAUGGACAGAUCGAGCACCAGGUGUCUGGCCUGACGGAUAGAAGAACUCCUCAACAGAUGGAACGAAAAUUGUCAAGACAGGCUGAGAGAAGAACUUCAGAGCAGACUGACCGCAGGACGUCCCUGUCAUCCGACCGCAGGAUGUCCACGGCCUCGGACCGCAGAGUGUCCGUGUCAUCUGACCGCAGGAUGUCCACGUCGUCUGACCGCAGGAUGUCCACACCGUCUGACCGCAGGAUGUCCGUGCCAUCUGACCGCAGGAUGUCCGUGCCGUCUGACCGCAGGGCCUCUGAGCAGGCUGAUCGCAGGCUGUCCAGCCAGGCUGAGAGGAGGGUCUCUGAGCAGACUGACCGCAGGGUGUCUGUGCCAUCUGACCGCAGGAUGUCCUCGCCAUCUGACCGCAGGAUGUCCGUGCCGUCUGACCGCAGGGCCUCUGAGCAGGCCGAUCGCAGGCUGUCCAGCCAGGCUGAGAGGAGGACUUCGGAGCAGGCUGAUCGCAGGCUGUCCAGCCAGGCUGAGAGGAGGACUUCCGAGCAGGUUGAUCACAGAUUGUCUAGCCUAGCAGAGAGAAGAGCUUCGGAACAGGCUGACACCAGCUUGUUCAUAUCAUCCGACCAAAGAGCUUCUGAACAAAUUGACAGCAGGUCAUCUGACCAGGCGGAGAGCAGAACUUUGGAGGAUUCUGAGCAUAGAUUUUCUGGCCUGGCUGACCAAAGAACUCCUGAACAGACUGACCAAAUAUUGUUCAAUCUAUUUGAGAGUACUUCUGAGCACACUGAUCAGGGAUUGUCUGACCAAGUUGACCGCAAAACAUCUGUAAAGACUCAGCUAGCUGAACAACAGGCUGUUGACCAAGCUGAAAACUCUACUGAUCUUACUGUUGACAAGGCUGACUUCAGUGAACCUGACCAGGUGGACGACUUAGUGGACAAACAGGCUGAUGACCUGUCUUCCAAUGGAUCAUUUGACCAGUAUGACAGAGUAUUUUCUCAGUUCCGCGACAGCAAGGAGGAUAAAGAGGCUGAGUACAGAAUAGAGCCCUGCAAAUUUGAAGAUAGCCAAAUACACCUCAAUUCCAAUAGUUCAGUUGCAAUGGAAACUGAAACUGAAAGUCCAACCACUGUCUCAGCCCACCACCUACUGGAUACCAGAUUCACCAGUAAUUUUGUAGCAAAAGAUCCAGACUUUUACCAAAAAUUCCCAUCCAUCUCAUCCAAAUGUGAUAACACCAGUCAAGAAAACACCCAAGCCAUAGAAAUCAAUCCUGAUGAUUUUUCAGAAUUCGAGCAAGAAAGGAGUUAUAUGGAAAAGCAAACUCAUAAGAGGAAGUUCCCUCCCAUAACAUAUGAAGAUCCUUAUGAAGUUUCACUCCAAUACAUGGAGAAACAUCACAUUCUACAAAUAUUCCAGAAGAUCACUGAAAACUUAGUUUAUGAGAAACCAGAGGACCCUCUGCAUUUUAUGCUGCGCCAGGUAUGGAAUGGAAUCAAAGAACAAUCUUUUUAUUCUCAGCAUUGCGGCCUGUUACAGGAACUUCUUCCGAGCCUUCCUGUAGGUGGCGGUUCAGUCAGCCGCCUCCCUGGGCCAGUGGAGCGGAGGGUGGUCCCCUACAAGGCGAGGGAGAGCUCCAUCCUGGCGCGGUACGAGGGCUUCGUGGGCGCGCUGCGGCCGGCUUCUGCAGGAAUCCGUGAAAACGUUGCUUGGCUGGGAGCCCAUGUCUGGCCGCGCCCUGUCCGUACCGUCUGGGAAAAUUUGCAAAGAGCACCAAGACUGACUGAAGAAAACACGGUUUCCAGAGGCCCUGGAGAAUUGUGUGGCCCCGGGGGAACUUGA